This is a messenger RNA of Ixodes scapularis (black-legged tick), 945 nucleotides long. RefSeq lists its product as uncharacterized. The transcript has 2 exons. Bases 16 to 945 code for a protein of 309 amino acids. NCBI's taxonomy places the organism in Eukaryota, Metazoa, Arthropoda, Arachnida, Ixodida, Ixodidae. The record is from RefSeq and is a predicted model, not a curated record.
GAAAGGUUCGUGGAAAUGAUGAACCAAACCGAAGCAAAGAAGACAAUCAAGCUCUUUGCGUCUCAGCAGACUAUUGAGUCUCUUCGUGUAACACUGAUGUCUGUUGCAUCUUUAAUCAGCUUUCUACAUGAGAGAAAUGUCAACUACGUCUUGACGGCAAGCUUGAAUCAGGACCCACUUGAGAGGUUUUUCGGGCUUGUGAGGUCUUUUGGAGGAGACGAAGAUCACCCCACGGUGACGAAGUUCAGCCAGCUAUUUCGCUUGCUUUCCCUCUACACCCCUGUCAAGGUAGCUGUCAAAGGAAACUGCGAGGGAGGCAGCGACCGUGUUCUGCUCAGUACAUUUGAGAGUCUCGGGGGGAGACGACGCGAGGCACUUUUGCAGAAAAGUGCACUGAAAAAACAUGUUUGGGACCAGCUUAUGUCCAUACCUCUCAAUGAUAUGCCUAACAGUGGUAAUGACCAUAUGUACAAUGCUCCUACACCAGAAAAAACAGCUCUUUACUAUUUAGCAGGGUAUGUAGCCUUCAAAGUAAAAAAGAAUACAAGUUGCGAGAACUGUAGAAAAAACGCUCUAGGUGUGCAAGAUGAUCUGCCUCCUGAGGCAGUACUCGUAACUGAGUGUGCCUAUGCCACAGGUAGUCUGGUGUACCCGUCUGAACGGCUCUUUGCCUGCAUAGGCACUGUAGAGUACAUACUGAGCCGAACCUGCAAGGAAGCAUGCAAGGAAGAUGCUUUUGGUGAUCUUUUUUGGAAGGUUUUAGAUUCCCUAAUGAAGAGUGGCACCAACUCUGUUGGCUGCCCACAACAUCUUAAUGAAUUCACAGCCGAGGUUAUUCACUUCUAUUUGGUGACACGUAUGCACUUUUUCGCACGCAAAAAGUGCCAAGAAAACGAUAGUGCCAUAAGGGCCCAAAGAGAAAGGAAAAAGGCCAAGCUUGUAUAG